Messenger RNA from Kazachstania africana CBS 2517, 1062 nucleotides. It is a transcript of the gene RRD2, whose product is annotated as peptidylprolyl isomerase RRD2. The transcript has a single exon. The record is from RefSeq and is a predicted model, not a curated record. Lineage: Eukaryota; Fungi; Ascomycota; Saccharomycetes; Saccharomycetales; Saccharomycetaceae. Gene Ontology annotation, molecular function: protein tyrosine phosphatase activator activity; peptidyl-prolyl cis-trans isomerase activity. Gene Ontology annotation, cellular component: nucleus; cytoplasm; protein phosphatase type 2A complex. Gene Ontology annotation, biological process: mitotic spindle organization. The coding region runs from base 1 to 1062 and encodes 353 amino acids.
AUGAGCUCGUGUCCACAGAAGAGGCUACUAACGAAAGAUGACAUGGAGAUAUGGGAUUCCAGUCAAACGAAGAAGGAGCUUAUAAAUUUUAUAACUGACUUAGCAGAAGCCGUUAAGGAUCGCGAUAAUACACAGUUUAAAGAACCUAUUUCGGCAGAAGUAAGUUCGACACUAGCUCUACUGGAUUCAGUUCUGUCAGUGGUGGACGAGCAUCCAGUUUUAAAUGACACUACAUCCAGAUUUGGAAAAACUGAAUUCAGAUCAUUUUAUCAGGAUGUGAAGUCAAAUUGCCACAAUUUGCUAUCAAAGGCAUUUGAUACCCUUACGACAAAUCAAAUUGAACAGCUAUCUAUUUACUUUUACGAAUCAUGGGGUAAUGAGGAGAGAAUUGACUAUGGCUCCGGCCAUGAAUUGAAUUUCAUUUGCUUUCUUUAUGGUUUGUACAAAUAUGACGUAUUUCGAUUAGAAAGGGACUCCACCAAUAUCGUCAUCUUAGUAUUUGUUAAGUACUUGAAGAUAAUGAGACGUUUGGAGACUUUAUAUUGGUUGGAGCCUGCUGGAUCACACGGUGUAUGGGGUCUAGAUGAUUAUCAUUUUCUACCGUUCCUAUUUGGUGCAUUUCAAUUGUCAAAUCAUAAGCACUUAAAACCAAAAUCUAUUCAUAAUGAUGAAAUUGUAGAUAUGUUUAAAGACAAGUAUCUAUAUUUUGGUUGUAUAGCAUUUAUUAACUCUGUAAAGACAACAGCAUCUUUACGGUGGCAUUCCCCCAUGUUGGAUGAUAUCAGUGGAGUGAAAAAAUGGUCAAAAGUUUCAGAAGGUAUGAUAAAAAUGUAUGUUGCAGAAGUGCUAAGCAAGUUACCAGUCAUGCAACAUUUUUACUUCAGUGAAUUUUUAGCCUGUCCCACUGGGAUCUCGCCAUAUGAUGAAAGGAAUGAACAUUUGGAGAGUGAACACGUCCACAGUGGUUGGGGUGACUGCUGUGGUAUCAAAAUUCCAAGUGCAGUUGCAGCUACGGAGAUGAAUAAGAAGGGAGCACAUUACAAACCAAUGCCAUUUGACUGA